UUGGAAGUAUGAAUUCCCACAUAAGUCGACCUUAAGGAGAGCCAAGAACCUUUGCAAAAAAACCUAAAAUAUAAAAUAAAAUUACGAUGAAAGAAGAGAAAAACAAAGAAUCAAAAGGAGAAAAAAAAAGGAUGGGAGCGACGAGGAGGAGGGAGUGCUACAACAAGAUAAACCAGUCCCAAACACACCCUGAGGAUGAGCCCUUAGCAUUUGAUAUUGAAGCAAUUCGGACAGCAACUAAUAAUUUCAGUGAUGAAAAUAAGCUCGGACAAGGAGGAUUUGGACCUGUUUACAAGGGUCUACUUCCAAAUGGGCAACUUGUAGCUGUUAAAAGGCUAGCUAGCUGUUCUGGACAAGGAGAAUCAGAAUUUACAAAUGAGAUUGCCUUAAUGGCCAAUCUUCAACAUCCUAAUUUGGUCAAGCUCCUUGGUUAUUGCUUGGACUUGGAAGGAAAUGAAAGAAUUCUUGUCUAUGAAUUUGUCACGAACAAAAGUCUUGAUCGUUUCAUAUUUGAUCCUAUCAAGCGUGCAGAAAUGGAUUGGGCAACCCGUUACAAAAUCAUUGAAGGUCUUGCCCAAGGGCUUUUAUAUCUUCAUGAAAAAUCUCGACUCAAAGUUAUUCAUCGUGAUGUCAAAGCAAGUAAUAUUUUAUUAGAUAAAGAUAUGAAUCCCAAAAUUGCAGAUUUUGGAUUGGCAAGAUUGUUUUCAGAUGACCAAACUCAUGUUACAAUGAGUAAAGUUCCAGGAACAUAUGGAUAUAUGGCUCCAGAGUACUUGUACCAUCGCAGAUGUUCAGUUAAGUCGGAUAUUUUCAGUUUUGGUGUCUUAAUUCUAGAAAUUAUGAGUGGUCAAAGGAACACUAUGUUUGAUGGGCAGCACGAAGUCGACAUUAGAAGUGUGGUGUGGAGAAAUUGGAGGGAUAGAACACCAUUGAAUAUUGUGGAUCCCAAUUUGAUGAGGGAGGGAUCAAGUAACCAAAUGAUGAGAUGCAUUCAUAUUGGAUUACUUUGUGUGCAAAAAAUUGCACAACAAAGACCGGAAACGGGAAGAAUUGUUAAGAUGCUUAAGUCGCAUGAAACCCUCCAAAUACCUUCCCAACCAUCUAUUUUUCAUACUGAUAAUGCCACUGAGUCUGAAAUAGAAUUGUCUUGACUUCCAUAAAUGAUGUUUUUUAUUAACGGAGCUAUAUACAAGAUAUCUUGAAGACCCAUACAAAUGUUAUUUAUGUAACAUAAUUAUUAGCAGUUCUUGCUAUAUACAACAUUUUGAAAAGGUAUUCACUCUUGUUAAUGAACUCUUGGCAUAAUG
This is a messenger RNA of Rubroshorea leprosula, 1307 nucleotides long. The record is from the annotation of a GenBank genome assembly. NCBI's taxonomy places the organism in Eukaryota, Viridiplantae, Streptophyta, Magnoliopsida, Malvales, Dipterocarpaceae.